AUGUCGACCCACGAGACUCACCCGAAUGAUCAAGAUCAAGAGGAGGGCCAGAAACCACAGCAGCGCCGGAGGAUACCUGUCGCUUGCGGGCGCUGUCGAAAACGCAAGAUCAAAUGCAGUGGUCCCCAAGGAGACGAUGGCUGCCAUAACUGUAAAUUAGCUGGCACCAACGACCACUGCCAGUUCAAUAGAGUUCAGUCAGAGGAGUUGCCAUUCGUCAAGGACAGCUUCAAUUACGACUCUUCCGCUGCCCUGCGCACUCUUCAUCGGAGCAGAGGCCUCCCAUGCUACACAGCACCAUACGGGACCCCUUCAAUAGGGAACACUCUUGGCAGCCAGCAGUCAUAUAGACAGCUGCCCCUCAAUGAUUAUCAGUAUCCAACCAAGGCCGCCUAUUACACGCCUCCAUACGGGAUCGAUUACGCCGAUGAUGGUGUCGAUUACAACAUCAUGCCCCAUACGUUCCAGCAGUUAAACCAGGACCAAAUCGGACUUCAAUAUGCGACAAACCCGCCAGCCAGGCCGUGGACACCGGCUCCCGGAUUGAAAGCAGCUGGAAACGCUGCGUGCUACGAUCCGGACCCAUCUUGUGCCUAUACUUCGGCGCCUCCUCUGCUGUACAACCACGCUGCGAGUUAUGCAUCCCGCUCUAGCAUCAGCACGGAAUCAAGCAACUUCUCCUUCCACAGUAUGGCGAGCUCACUUCCAGCGGCAUCUGCUCUGACAAGCAAUGAACGAGUGCUUCCCAUGCCUGCACGCCCUUUGGCCCGUACAUCCGAUGGGGUUGUAUACUAUAGCGGCUUGGCCCCAAAUUCCGGUUCUGGGAUCAAGACGGACAGCGAAGCUCCUCUAUCAGUAUCUUCGGACGGCACGUCUCAUUCAUACUCUUCCACCGACAACACUGGCGAGCAAGAUUUAUAUGUCAGCACCUCCAAUGGCUGGACACACACUCCAGCCCAUCAGCCAUCAUUGCGCGCCCAAACCUCACAAGCCGAACUUUUCAGUUACGGCGCCAGCAGCGACAACUUGCCCGUCCGCAAGCUGCAAAUGGACACAGGAGGAACGCUAUGUGAUGGAAACGUAUACGUGCCGUUCACAAGCUCAAGCUCAGGCCGUGCGGGUCAGGCACUGAGCGACGACCAGGACCGUCUCCACGAGACCUCCCUCCACCGAGAAGCCAUCAGCAAUGUGGUUGCAUGAGAAGCC
Messenger RNA from Pseudogymnoascus verrucosus, 1206 nucleotides. RefSeq lists its product as uncharacterized. Gene Ontology annotation, biological process: regulation of DNA-templated transcription. Gene Ontology annotation, cellular component: nucleus. The transcript is spliced from 3 exons. The record is from RefSeq and is a predicted model, not a curated record. Bases 1 to 1200 code for a protein of 399 amino acids. Lineage: Eukaryota; Fungi; Ascomycota; Leotiomycetes; Thelebolales; Thelebolaceae. Gene Ontology annotation, molecular function: zinc ion binding; DNA-binding transcription factor activity, RNA polymerase II-specific.